UAGGCAACCACUCGCCACUUGCUGUUAAAAGUUGAAUAUGAAUAGAGGCCGAUUAUAUUUUGCUUAUUUGAUCUAUCUUUGUCUCUGCGUGUCUACGUUGCAUGCCAACAUUAUUUGCAAACCCUCUCCGCAAAGUGACGUAGAAGAACCGGAAGAUGCUGAUAAGCCAAUAGAUAGAGCCAACGGGCCGGGCUAUGCCAGACCUAAGCAGAAAACUUUUAUACGGAAUCCCAACUAUAUAUCCAUUAACAAAAAGUUAGAUAAUUUGGCCCAAAAUAUGUACAUUGUGGAAUUGCCCUUGCCACAUCCCGGUGCCAAAGGCGGCAGUUCCCACGGCUGCGAUCAGUUCGACAUUGUAGAAAACUUCCGAACAUCACGACGAAAGUCACCACUGGGAUGACAACCGCAGGAAAACGCAGCUAAACCUUAUCGUCCCAAAAAGUAAAUUACACAACUA
Molecule: messenger RNA, 457 nt
Organism: Drosophila hydei
Lineage: Eukaryota; Metazoa; Arthropoda; Insecta; Diptera; Drosophilidae
Exons: 2
Coding region: 38-400 (120 amino acids)
Source: RefSeq, a predicted model, not a curated record